CACCACAUAAAAGACAUUGCGUUUUAGACACCGUUAUUCCGCAAUAUUUAUUAUUAUUAUAUACCUUUUAUUAAUAUUAUUAUUCUGAGUUUUAUAAUAAUUAUAUUAUACGUUUGUUUAUUUAUUUUUUUUUUUUUCAAAUAUCUAUACAUACUUUUGCUAAACCCGAUACAUCCACAAUUUUUCAUUCCAAACGUUAAAUUUUCUUUUCUUUCAUUUGAAUAAUUAACAAAAGUUUCAUUUUUUUAUAAUAUUAUUAAUCUGUGUUUCUUUUAAUUAUUCGUGCGAGUUUUAGUUCAAAUAAUUUAUCAAGUUUUUUUUUCAAACAUCCAAAUUGUUCCUUAGGGGUUAAUUUGUCUGCGAAUAUAAUCCUCGAACCUUUAAUAUUGUUUUUUUUUUUUUUAUAUAAUAUAUACGGUAUUAUAUGUAUUUUAAUUUUUGAUUAUACUCUUUAUUCCUGAAAAACUUGAAAAAAAUAUUUAUAAAUUCGGUACAAAAAAAAACAGUUCAAAUUCAAAUCGUUUGCGAAUUUUCUAAAAUUUACAAACAAAGAAACUUAAUUAAUUUUCAUGUUAAAAUUAUAUUCUCCAUCUGAAACUUCUUCCAAUUUUUUAAAUAAUUAUAUAAAGUACAUUUAAUUGCGCACAAAUGUUAAUACGGUGAUAAAAAAUAGAUAAAAAAAAAAAGCUUUUUUUUUCUGUUUAACAAAAUCAAUUAUUAAUUUUUCUAAAUAAUAAAUAAAGUGAUCACGCAACUUGAAGAUUAUAUAUCUUAUUAAAUUAAUUAAUUAGUGGUGAUUAAUAAUCUUGAUCAAUUUUAUAAUUAUUUCAUCAAAUAUUUUUUCAAUUAAAAAUACAAAAAAAAAUAAAAAGUCUUCGGCGUGAGACAAGAAAAAAAUCUUUAUUAAUUGAAACUAAUUAUUUGUCAAUGCACAAUUUAAAUAUUAUUAGUCAAAAUUAAUUAGAAAAUAUAUAUAUUAUAUAUAAAUUUAGAAAAAAAAAAAAAAACCCAACACUGCGUUCCGUUCUGCGCUGUAGUUCAGCAUCCUCCAACCACUGAUUUUCAUCGUUAACCGAAUUUCAUAUACGAGUAGUUAGAAAAGGUCAAGUGUUUUAAGAACGAGUGCAAUGAUGGCAAACGGAAUGGAUACAGUUGUGCAACAAAAUGGGGGUUCAACCCUUGGACAAACAUCUCAAGAGGAGUCAAAGACGAAUCUUAUCGUUAAUUAUCUACCACAAACAAUGACCCAAGAAGAAAUACGAUCACUAUUUUCCAGUAUUGGUGAAGUUGAGAGUUGCAAACUUAUUCGUGAUAAAGUCACUGACGUCACCGCAGCUUUGUCGGUUGCCGGCGAUUCGUUAUCCCCGGGACAAUUUUCUUUUGAUGACUCCACUGGUGUUUCAGGACAAAGUCUUGGUUAUGGAUUUGUCAAUUAUCAUCGACCUGAGGAUGCUGAAAAAGCAAUCAACACUCUUAAUGGUCUUCGAUUGCAAAAUAAAACGAUCAAGGUAUCGUAUGCAAGACCGAGCAGUGAAGCAAUAAAAGGAGCAAAUCUUUAUGUCAGUGGAUUGCCAAAAAAUAUGGCACAACAGGAUCUUGAAAAUCUAUUCAGUCCGUACGGUAGAAUUAUCACUUCACGAAUUCUAUGUGAUAACAUCACUGUACGACAAUUUGUGACUGGCGGUGGAGACAAUUUACCCGGACUGUCAAAAGGUGUUGGAUUCAUUCGAUUCGAUCAACGCGUUGAGGCCGAACGAGCAAUCCAGGAACUCAAUGGAACAAUACCAAAGGGAUCAUCAGAGCCAAUUACUGUUAAAUUUGCAAAUAAUCCGAGCAACAACAACAAAGCGAUACCACCAAUUGCAGCAUAUUUGGCACCACAAGCUAGUCGUCGAUUUGGCGGUCCAAUUCAUCAUCCAACUGGCCGCUUCAGGUACAUUCCACUGUCGCCACUAUCCAGCACUGGCAAGGCCAUGCUUGCCAUUAACAAAGGCUUACAGAGUCAAUUGCGAAAUGAUUACAGGUACAGUCCCUUGGCAGGUGAUCUACUAGCAAAUUCAAUGCUACCAGGAAACGCAAUGAAUGGAAGUGGUUGGUGCAUUUUUGUUUACAAUUUAGCACCAGAAACUGAAGAAAAUGUACUUUGGCAAUUAUUUGGACCAUUUGGUGCUGUACAAUCAGUUAAAGUUAUACGUGAUUUACAAACAAAUAAAUGUAAAGGUUUUGGUUUUGUAACAAUGACCAAUUAUGAAGAAGCUGUUGUUGCAAUACAAAGUCUCAAUGGUUAUAAUCUUGGUACACGUGUACUACAAGUUAGUUUUAAAACAAACAAAAGCAAGGCUGCGUAGGACAAGGAUAUUUAUAUUAAUAAAUCACCUACUAAUAUGAUUAAUGAUACAUGGUUACGUACUGCUGAUUUAAAAAAUUAUUGCAAUGAUAUAACAUCAUUAUUAAAUGAUAGAACAAAUAGACAUAAUGAUCCAAUAAUAAGACAACGUCAACAACAAUUGCAACAAUUUUAUAUUAAUCAAUUAAUACAACAGCAGCAACAAACACACUAUCAUCAACAUCAUCAUCAUCAUCAUCACAAUAAUAAUAAUAAUAAUCAUAAUAAUCAUCAUUAUCAUCAUAAUCAGCAGCAUCAGUAUCGUGGUUUUGGCUAAUUUUAUUCAGCGAGCCCCCCAAAUAAUUAAUUUAAAACGACAAAAAUAACGACAGCACAACAAUGCCAGUUUGAUGUGAAAUAAUAAAAAAAUAAUAACCGGAUAAGUAGUAAUAUUAAUCGACAAUUUAUAUAAAAUAAAAAAAGAAUAAAAUUCUAUUGAUUAAAUACAACAACACAGAGCAACCAAAUAAAUGAUUAAAAAAAAAAAAAAACAAUAUUAAGAUAAAGAACAAAAACGAGAUAAGAAAAAAAAAAAAAAUAUUAAAUUACGAUGAAAUAAAUAAUAACGAGUAUUAGGAACGAAUGUAAUUUUUUCCUGUUAGUGUAAAUGAAAUAUGAUUGUAUGUAAGAGAGAGAGAGUGUAUAUGAAAAAAAAGUUUGUCUAUUUGUUGAAAAAGUUUGUCUGUCUUUUACAUGAGCAACUUGUCAACGAUUGCCAAAAUAAAAAAAAAAAAAAAAAGCAUAUCGUUGUGACAUUUUUUUAAAAUAUUGACGAAAAUAUAAAUUUAAAUAACGAGUUGACUUGACAAAAUGAUAGCUUUGUUUAAGUAAUUAAUUAUGUGAAAAAGCGACAUAGAAAAAAAACGAAAAAUGAUUACGAGAGAGAAAUAAAAUAAAUUAUGACGAAAAAAAUAAUAAUUAAAUUAAUAAUAAAAAAUAAAAUUUCUUAUACUGAGAUUAAUAUUAUCGCCUGAGUAUUUUGUACAUACAUUUAUGAUUUAUGUAAUUGUAUGUUUAAUAUCAAUUUAAAAAGGGCUGAUAAAAUUAAUCUGUUUAAAGAAAAUAAUGGAAAAAAAAAAAAAAAUAUGCUCCUCUUGUAAAAUAUUCUAGAAUUUAUAUAAUUCGACAACUGAGGGCCUGUGGAUGAGGUAUUCAAUUAAAUGAAAUUUAAAAAGUAAAAUAUGAUGAAUUUAAUGCUGUGACAUUUUUGAUUGAUUCGAUGAUAAUUAUAAAUCUUUUUUUAAUCUUUGUUUUUUAAAUAUAAUUAUAAAUAAAUUAAAGUCCUCCAUAAUCCCUCAGCUGGCGCCUGAUUAAACUGAUACACAUUAAUUAAUUUGUGUAUAAUUUUUAGAUUAUUGUAAUUAAGAGUUCAAAGUAAAAUACAUUUAUUAUUGAAGUAAUAAUAAGAAAAACAAAAAAAUAAAAAAAAACACGUAAUUCACAUGAUAAUGAGUAAAUGACGAGACAAAUUAAUUUAAAAAAAAAUUGAAAUCAAUCCAAAAUGCGCGGACCAAAAAAAAUUCUUUAAAUCAAAUGAAUAUUUAUAAAUUUAUUAAAAUAAAAUUUGAUAAAAUUACAAUAUUUAUUUUGAUUGAAAAAAAUUUUUUUUCGUCAGUUGCAGUGUUAAGUUAAACGAUUAAUUGAUUUGAAAUAAAUAUUAACACAAGUAUAAAUGAAAAAGUAUGCCCUGGAUUAAAAAAAAAAAAAAUAGAAAUGUUUAAUAAAUUAAAAAUAUUUUGGGUCGGGGCUCGCACAUAAACAAAAAGUGAAUAAAUAAAAUGAUAAUGAAAGAAAGAAAGCAAAUAUGAAUAGAUGAAAGAAAUAAAAAUCGAUAAUUUAAUAACAAUGAGGAAUUUAAAUUAGAAAAAAAAAGAAAAAUAAAAUUUUUAAAGUGAGAAUAAAAGUUAAGGCAGCCACGCGGCCGAUUUGUACUUAAUUCUAGUUGAUAUUAAUGCGGCCCGUGAUCGAUGGGCUUACAAGUCUAAUUAAAAAUGAAAAAAAAAAAUGCAAAUUGUUAAUUGAAAUAUUAAACUGCAUUUAUAAAAUUAAAAUAAUCAAUUAGGAAAGAUUUAAAAAUAAAUCAAAAAGAACACAAAACAAAUAUUUAUUUAAAAAAAAAAAAAAUGAAAAAAAAAAAAUACAAAAAUACCACAGCACUUGAUUCAUUUCGAAUAGAAAAAAAAAAAAUUCACCGAGUUUUUUUUUAAAAAAAUCUUGAGUGUCACAGUGCUAGUCAUAAUUUUGUUGUUAUUUUUUUUUUUUUUUUUCCUUUUUUUUUUCUUUUAAAUAAACAAAAAAACAAUUUGAUAAAAAAAAAAAAAACAUGAAAAGCUGUCUCGUAUAAAACAGAUGAAAAAAAAAAAAAAAAAUUGUGAAAACGUGUUAAAAUCAGAAUUAAUAAUUCGCAGUAUUCGUGGCACUUUGAUCGAGUCAACUUAUUUCGAUAAUGAAGCAAAAAAUAUCGAGGAAUAAAAUAAAUACGCCCAUUGUUAAUUUUCGUAGCUGAGCAUAUGAAAAUUUUUUAUUUAUAAGAACAAUUAUUCAAUCAAUUUAAUAACAUAUAAAUGUAUUAUAUGUAUAACUUAAUUAACUUUGAUAUUUAAUAUGUAUAAACUCAAUCAAUCAUAUAUAUUUUCUUGAUAAAUUUUUCCCACGAGUUUAUUAUUAAUCAAUUAACAAAAAUAAUUUUUUUUAAAAUUGUUUUUGUACUCGUGAUUGAUUCAUGCAAUUUGUAUAUCUCAGAUUAAAUAAACAAAAUAAAAUAAAUAAAUCAAUUGAAUAAAAAAAAAGCAAAAUUAUAUGAUCAAAUAUAUAUAUAUAUAUACUCUGAGAAAUCAAUUAAUUAAUUUAAAAAAAAUAAUUAGUUGAUUAGUGUGGGUGGUGGUAGUAGAAAAAUGUUGUAAUUUAAAAAAAAAAAAAAAAAUUCCAUCGAGUUGACUCGAUCGUUGUGUAACGCUCGAAAUGUAAAAUCAAAUCAACGAUAUUUACAAGAGUUGUUUAUUAUUAAAAGGGAGGGCCGGGGGGGAAAGGGAGAUGUUUCUUUUUUUUUUUUUUUAAAUAUUCAAAGAAUCACAGUAUCGAUUAUCGUUGAUUAACGAGAAAGUUACGUCUAGUCUACGUGCAACGUGACAUCUCGUCACUCAACUUUAUACAAUGAAUUAGCCUAGGAUUAGUGAGCAAAGAGGGGUAUAAGCUAGUUUGUCAUAGAAAAACUCAAAAAAAUAUAAAAAAAAAAUAAAAUAAAUGAUUAAAUAAACCAGAAUAAAAUAAAUAAAAGGGAAGAAACAAAUAUUAAAAUCAUUUAGAAAAAAAAAACAAAAAAAAAAGAUUUAAUUGAAAAAAGAAAAAAAGUAUAGAUAUACUUUUUUUUUUUUCUUUGUUUUUUUAUUUCCCAGUGAUUAAUUGUAUAUUUCAUAAUAACGUGAGAUAAAAAAUUGUAUAUCGUGUCCUAUUUAUGUGUACCUCUAUGUGUCUAGUCCUCGUAGGUCGGUUAUUUUAUUCCGCCUCGAUAAACAAAUCAAGCAUAAUGAUAAUUUAAAAAUGAAAAAAAAAAAACAAAAAAAAAAAAGUUAACGAAAAAUUAUUAUUAAGAAAAAAAAUAAAAGCAAUGAGAGGCAAUAGUAUUUCUGUCUUUCAAACGUUUUUUUUUUUAUUUUUUUCUACUAAAGAUAGAGAAUAUUUAAACAAAUAAUUAAUUAGAAAUUUAAAUUUAAAAUACAAGGCAGGAGCCGACGAAAAUCAAGUUAAGAAAAAAAAAAAAAAAAAGGAAAAAUCGGGGGAAAAACCUUAACAAGGUUUUUUUUUUUUUCUAGUUAAUAUUAUUUAAAUUUAUUUAACGUUCUUAUAAUAUUUCUCACGUAUCGGUGUUGUCGCGUGACUAGCGUAGAUUUAGUUUUUUUUUUGUCUAUUUUCGAAAUAAUUUUUUUUUGCUAAUUUUGAUUUAUUAUCUUUCCAUCUACAAAAUCGAAGGAUAUUUUUUUUUCUCAUCUGCACACUGUCAAGUGAUGCAAGAAAAGAAAGAAAAAGAAAUUUAAAAAAAAGGACACGUCUGAUGAUAAGAUCAUUAGAAAUUAAAAUGAUUUUAUUUAAGAUAAAAUUUGCUUUGUUUGGUUUUUUUUUUUUUAGUUUUAUUUAUCGUCCUUUUUAGAUAAUAUAUUUUUUUUUGUUUAUUUUAAUUAUUCUACUAUGAUUAUUUUAAUAAUUAUUAUUAAACAUUUAUUAUUAUAAUUAUGUCAUUUAGUCCUAUUCACAAUUUCACUUCAUACUUAUUAUUAUUACUCUUAUUAUAAUUAAUCGUCGCAAUCAUUUAUAUUAUUUUUGUGUCUAUUAUUUGUCGUAGUUUUAGUUUAUAACCACACAUUAGUUUAAUUUAAUGUUGCUUAACUUAUCCAGAAGUCUUGAAUUUUUAAAAAAAUAAAAUGGUUUUCAACAAAUAAUAAUAACAAAAUAAAUAAAUAAAAUCAUCAAAACAAUGAAAAAAAAAAAGAACAAAUGAAUUGAAAAAUUUUAACUAACAGAAAAUUUUUUAUAAAUUCAUUUACUAAAAAUAAAUUAACAAUUGGUAUAAAAAAAAAAAUAAAUAAAUAAUAAAUAACAAUUGGAUAAGAUCUGAAACGCAUUAGAAAAAAAAAAAAAAAAGCAGAGAUAUUAAUUACUAUCAAUUUACUCUCUCUCUCUUUCUCUAAUUUUUUUUUUUUUUUCUAUUUUUUUUUUUCUUUUUUAGUUGAAUCACAAAAACAUUACUCAAUUACUUACCACUACGCUAUUACUACCACCACCGAUUAUUUAUUUAUUUAUUAUUUAAUUAUUAUAUAACAAAAAAAAAUUAUGUUUUAUUUGAUAUAAUUAAACUGAUUUGUGUUUGGUUCAAUGGUCGUUUUGUUUAUUUUUUUAUUUUCAUUUAUGUCUUUCAGUUGCAUACCCAUUCCUUCUUCCAAAAAAACACCUUAUUCAUCAAUUAUCUUUCGAAUGAAAAAAAAAGUUAUUAUAACACAUUUUUUUUCUAAUUAUUUCAUUGGUUUUUUUUUUUAUAUUCUUAAACAUUCCAUAAACAAAGUAAAAAAAAAAAAAGCGCGCAAGACUGAAUAACUCGUUCAGUAAUUUUUUUUUUUCAUUUCCAAGUAGUUUAUUUUAACAAAAAUCUUUUUAACAAUUUAAUUGGUAAGUUUAAAUCGAUUUUACAAUAAUUCUUAUUGUUUAUUUUAAUUUAAUAUUAAUUUUUUUUUCAUCUAAUCUUGAUUAGAAAUUUUUAAUAUCGAGUAAACGCGCCUGCUUUUUUUUUUUUUAAAUAAGGAAAAACCUCGAGGGAUGAAUACAUUGACAAGUCCCUGAUCCAUGUGAUAAAAAAACCUCCGAAUAAUUUAUAUAGGUAUAUGUCAUAUAUAUAAAAUUAAAAAAAAAAUAAUAUAUCAUUCUCUCGAUGAAAAUUAUUGGAGUUAAAAAUAUAAUCAAUUUAUAUAACGUAAAAUAAUAAUCAAUAAAUCCAUGUCGCAUAAAUGCUUCCAAUUGAUAAAAAAUAAAAUAAAAAAUAAAGCGAUUACAGGAUUAUUCGUAAUUUAAAAAUGCACAAAAUAUACUUAAAUAAUUUUUAUAAAUAAAAAAACUCCAAUAAGUAAAUUUAAAUGUUUAAUAAUUAUUUCAUCGAGAGUAUGAUGAAUUAAUAAAAUUGGCAAAAAUUUAGGAGAAAAAAAAAUUAAAUUAAACAACUUGAAAAUUCAAUUCAAUUCUUUUUAUAUAAUUAAUUGAUAUACAAUAAUUAUUCGACAAAAUUCGGUCGAUAUAUGGCCUAAAAAAAUAAUGGAAAAUAAAAUAACAACCGCAGCUCGAGAUUAUUAAUUUAUAAAAUAGUUAAAAGAGUCGAGAAAAGUCCGAAUAUAAUUAUGUCGAUCACAAAAAAUUACAAUGAAAUAAAUAAAAAUUGUUAUUGAAUAAAUAUAUAUGAACAGAAAUAAAUAAUUAACAACUGAAAAUAAUAUUUAAAAAUAUCAAUAACGCACGAGGCUUCCUUCAGUGAUGAUUAAAAUUUUAUUUAUAAUUUUUUUUAAUAUAAUAAAAUCAUUAAUUGUUUCUGUAAAAAAAA
This is a messenger RNA of Aphidius gifuensis, 8465 nucleotides long. RefSeq names its product ELAV-like protein 2. Gene Ontology annotation, molecular function: RNA binding. Gene Ontology annotation, cellular component: ribonucleoprotein complex. Lineage: Eukaryota; Metazoa; Arthropoda; Insecta; Hymenoptera; Braconidae. The record is from RefSeq and is a predicted model, not a curated record. The transcript is spliced from 9 exons. The coding region runs from base 1128 to 2348 and encodes 406 amino acids.